Mugil cephalus (flathead mullet) is the source of this 2195-nucleotide messenger RNA. RefSeq names its product carbohydrate sulfotransferase 15-like. Gene Ontology annotation, biological process: hexose biosynthetic process. The record is from RefSeq and is a predicted model, not a curated record. NCBI's taxonomy places the organism in Eukaryota, Metazoa, Chordata, Actinopteri, Mugiliformes, Mugilidae. The transcript has 8 exons. Bases 347 to 1954 code for a protein of 535 amino acids. Gene Ontology annotation, molecular function: N-acetylgalactosamine 4-sulfate 6-O-sulfotransferase activity.
GCGCGCAGGAGAGCUCAGUCAAAAAGCGUCGCCGGCGUUUGUCAACAUGAUCACCGCUCACACUGAGGAUACAGCGUCUUUACCUCUCUCGACGUCUCACGCUGACACUUGUCAAAUCGGUUUGGUCGUCUUAACUCGCGAUGGUCGUGAGCAUUCGCGCAGCCGACGCUUGGAAUAAGGCGACUCGACUCCAGCGAGGUCUCGUUGAGGACUGAGGAACGCGUGAGAAAUGGAGACAAAGGAUGUCCUGCAGAUUAUUCGUUCUUCUUGAUGAACCCUACAGUUUUCUUUAGGGAAUAAUUUCCUGGCCACUGUUCCUACAUGACUACUACACCUCUAUGUCAACAUGUCACUAUCAGACUGCAAAUAUGGGAGCAACCUCCAAAGGGAUCACAAUUACAGCCUCCACAGCUUGCCUAUGGCUGAAAACUAUGGGAAAAGGUCUGUCAGGACGUUGUUGGACUUCAGGCACACAAACGUGACAGAAAAUCUGGACGUAAAGCACUUCCCCCUGUUCUUUUUAAACAACCUACGGAGCUUCUCAAAGCUCAAAGUGGUUGGGUUUCUCCUCGGCCUGACGCUCGUGUUCCUCAUCAUGGCCUCCUAUGUCCUGAUGUGGGACAAGAAAAGACUUCUGCUCACUCCCUCACCCUACCAGCUCAGACCCGCGCUCAUCCCAACCAGCACGGCAGCUGCCGACGUUCCCUUUAAAAAGAAUUUAAUAGACAUGAAUCUGCUGGUGAACAUCAUCAGCUCCAAACAGUACAAACCCAGGAAGGUGCCUGACGAAAAGGACAUCAGUAAAACAGAUCCUCGUUUGUUCUCAGCGAUUCCUCAACAUUUCUUGCCCAGCAUCAAGAGCCCCUGCUGGUACGAGGAGUUCUCAGGUGGAAUCAGCACUGAUCCGUACAGGAGGAACCGCUUCACGCUGCGCUCAAAGAGCUUCAAAACCAUGUGCGAACGUCUCAGGACCACCUUUGUCCACCACUUACACAAAAGAGAUGGCAAACACUUCCGUCUGCGCUGCUUGCCGUACUUCUACAUCAUCGGCCAACCAAAGUGCGGCACAACAGACUUGUUUCACCGACUGCUGCUGCACCCGGAGGUGAAAUUCAACACCAUGAAGGAGCCGCACUGGUGGACCAGAAAACGCUUUGGUUAUAUCCGUUUCAAAGAUGGCUUCCAGGAAAGUUUCCCAGUGGACGAUUACCUGGAUCUGUUUGACUUGGCAGCCCGCAACAUCCAAGAAGGUAUCAGUGGAAAUUCAUCUGGAGACCAUCGCGCACUCCGGCUCAUAACAGGGGAAGCCAGCGCAUCCACUAUGUGGGACAACCAAGCCUGGAGCUAUAUCCACAGAGACAGGGAGGAGACAGAGCCCCCAUUCCUGGCUCAGGACUUCAUCCACGCAGUCCAGCCCGAGGCCAAAAUCAUCAUCAUGCUCCGAGACCCAGUCGAGAGGCUGUACUCUGACUACUUGUACUUUAAAAUGGCCAACAAGUCAGCGGAGGACUUCCAUCAGAAGGUGAUAGAGUCUGUUCAGUUAUUUCAGUCCUGCCUCUGUGAGAGGUCGCUGCGCUCUUGCGUCUACAACACCAGCCUCUACAACAUCAUGCCGGUGAGACUAAAUCUGGGCUUGUACAUUGUCUUCCUGCUGGACUGGCUGACAGUUUUCCACAAGGACCAGGUUCUUGUUCUUCGACUCGAGGACUACGCGACCAACCUCAGAGGGACAAUCAAGAAGGUUUUUGAUUUUCUAACUGUUGGUCCCCUGUCAGAGCAGGUGGAGGCAGCAGUGACCAAGCGGCCCAUGUCUAACACUCGGCGGGCGGCGGACAGGAAUCUCGGUCCUAUGCUUCCGGCCACCAGACACCUCCUCAGCGAAUUUCACAAGCCCUUCAACCAAAAACUGGCCACUGUAUUAGACAACAAGGCCUUCCUCUGGACUAACUCCUGAGGGAGCGCCUGAAAUGUGGACAGAUGUAAAUGAACAACGAGAGCAAGCGGCUGAAGCAGAAUGCCAAAAGAAAUGAAUCUACAAUAAAUGAACUCAUACACAGAUUAUUCAUUUUGAAUCAUUAGAUGGAGCUCUGAAUAAUUUUGUGAGUCUUGCUGGUAAUAUUUAUUUGGUUUUGAAAGAAUGUUAGUGAAUCAUAAAGUCAAGGUGAGAAUAAAAUAAACAGAUUUUUUUAUUAUUA